AGAAUAAGAAUUAAGGCAUUGAUAUAAGUCGCUAAAUGAAUUAGACGAUGUCUCACAAACGCAGUCAUGCAGAGGAGGUGGAAGAUGAAGUUUUAUUAUUGGCAAAACGGUCUAGAGCUUCGACAUCACCGGUCCUAUCAGGGAUAGAGAAGAAAUGUGUUCCACGAUCUUGUUCUAAGAAGGAUAGCCAUGACAAUGGACAUGACAACGAGAACGACAAAGAGCAAGAAGACGAAGAUUAUACAUCUUCCUCCGGCACAUCCUCCUCCUCCUCCGAGGAAGACGAGUCCGAAGACGAAGAAGAAAAAAAUCACAACGAUACCAACAAAGAAAACAUAUCCUAUAUCCCAGGCCGGCCCAAACCCCAAAUCAUGCGACCGCCAUCCCUACUACAAAAUUCAGAUCUAUUAUCCAGAAUAUCAUCCUUUUUACCGCAACUACAGGCUGCAAACGCGGAUAUUGAGCAGAGACUUGCCAGUGGAGAGACGCUGGAUGAUAUGAUUCUUGACAAUGUCAAGGAUGAUGAGGAUGGUGGAGGGAGAGAGUAUAUUGAGAUGAAUUUGGGAUUGGGUGUGCUCAAGGAAAAGAGGAAGAAACGGCGGGUUAGUAUCGAUUUAGGUGGUGAAAGUACAUCAGACAGUAGCGCUGGUGAAGAGGAGGAAUCGUCGAAAGAAGACGGAGAGGGAGAUGGUGAAGGACAUGUUUUGAAUAGGCUGAUGGGCUUGAAGAGUCGAUCUCGACAGAAUCCGAAGAGGAAAGCCGGUAUUCAGGAGGUUGACGAGGGUUGA
Messenger RNA from Talaromyces stipitatus ATCC 10500, 788 nucleotides. RefSeq lists its product as uncharacterized. Lineage: Eukaryota; Fungi; Ascomycota; Eurotiomycetes; Eurotiales; Trichocomaceae. The record is from RefSeq and is a predicted model, not a curated record. Gene Ontology annotation, biological process: box C/D snoRNP assembly. The coding region runs from base 48 to 788 and encodes 246 amino acids. The transcript has 2 exons.